Messenger RNA from Cyclopterus lumpus (lumpfish), 5793 nucleotides. It is a transcript of the gene per2, whose product is annotated as period circadian clock 2. The coding region runs from base 255 to 4706 and encodes 1483 amino acids. Gene Ontology annotation, cellular component: cytoplasm; nucleus. The transcript has 24 exons. Gene Ontology annotation, biological process: negative regulation of transcription by RNA polymerase II; circadian regulation of gene expression; entrainment of circadian clock by photoperiod. Lineage: Eukaryota; Metazoa; Chordata; Actinopteri; Perciformes; Cyclopteridae. Gene Ontology annotation, molecular function: transcription cis-regulatory region binding; transcription corepressor binding. The record is from RefSeq and is a predicted model, not a curated record.
GUGAGCGCAGUGUCAGACAGCAGCACAGGAUCUUUCUACCAGUCGGGACCCUAAAGAGCUCCGAGAACAAGGCUUUCUUUCACGGAAACAGGACAGGACCAGGAGAGGGAUUGUCUUUAUUUCUGUCUGAGAUCAAUCCGUGACCUCUUUCAUUGUACACGGCAACACCCUGUAGGAAAAGAAGUGAUAGUGUUCUUUUAUCAUCCAAUUACAACUGAAACCUGGACACAAGUCCCACGGCAGCACUCGUCCUGAUGUCGCAAAAUUCAGACUCCAAGCCCUAUCACUUCACGGCUCUGGAAGGCCAGGACAGAGACUCGUGCAGCUCCAUGCCCAGGGGAGCCUCUGGGUGCAGCUCCAUGGCGCAGCUCCACCGGAUGGGUGGCUACAGCCAAGGUGGGGCAGACUUAGGCCUCCACUCGGAGGGCAGUGAUAGCAGCGGCCAGGAUCCUCCCGCCUCAUCGCACAAGCACCGCAAGAACGCCCACUCCAGAUCGCUCCCCGAGGAGGACGUCGAGAUGAAGAGCAGCGGCUCCAGCGGGAGUGGAACCGAGUCCCACGGCAAUGAGAGCCACGGCCACGAGUCGGUGGGCAGCUCCAACGGCACCAGUAAAGACUCUGCACUGCUGGAAUCUUCUGAAAGCAACAAGAGCUCGAGCUCUCACAGUCUGUCUCCUCCCAGCAGCUCAAACGCCUUCAGCCUGCUGAGCUCGGAGCAGGACAACCCUUCAACCAGCGGCUGCAGUAGUCAGGAGUCUGCCAAAGCCAAGACCCAGAAGGAGAUGAUUAAAACUCUGAAAGAGCUGAAGCUUCACCUCCCCGUCGAGAAGAGGCACAAGAGCAAGUCCUCCACGUUGAACACCAUCAAGUACGCACUGCGCUGUGUCAAACAAGUGCAAGCCAAUGAGGAAUAUUACCAGCUGCUGAUGACCAACGACGGUCAACCUUCAGGGCUGGAUGUGUCUUCUUAUACGAUCGAGGAGAUGGACAGCAUCACUUCUGAAUACACACUCAAAAACAACGACAUUUUUGCUGUGGCAGUUUCCGUCAUCACAGGACGGAUAGUCUACAUUUCGGACCAGGCCGCCUCCAUCCUCAACUGCAAACGAGAAGUGUUCAAGAACAGCAAGUUUGUGGAGUUCUUGACGCCGCAGGACGUCAGCGUGUUCCACAGCUUCACGACGCCGUACCGGCUGCCCUCCUGGAGCAUGUGCACUGGAGCAGAGUCGUCAUCGCCGCCUGACUGCAUGCAGGAGAAGUCCUUCUUCUGCCGUAUCAGUGGCGGUAAGGAGUGCGAGGGCGACCUGCAGUACUAUCCGUUCCGCAUGACCCCCUACCGGAUGAAGGUCCAAGACACAGUGCAUGAGGAAGACCAGUUCUGCUGCCUCCUGCUGGCGGAGAGAGUUCACUCUGGUUAUGAUGCACCCAGAAUUCCAACAGACAAACGCAUCUUCACCACCACGCACACUCCGAGUUGUCUGUUCCAGGAUGUCGAUGAGAGGGCGGUUCCUCUCCUCGGGUACCUCCCUCAGGACCUGAUUGGCACAUCGAUCCUCCUCCACCUUCAUCCCAAUGAUCGACCGAUUAUGUUGGCCAUCCACAAAAAGAUUCUUCAGUUCGCGGGACAACCGUUUGACCACUCGUCCGUCCGGUUCUGCGCGCGCAAUGGAGAAUACAUCAUUCUUGACACCAGCUGGUCCAGUUUCGUCAACCCCUGGAGUCGCAAAGUCUCCUUCAUUAUCGGGAGACACAAAGUGUGCAUGGGUCCUGUGAAUGAAGACGUUUUCGUGGGCCCGGUGUCCGCUGUCCGUGAGAUGAAGACCAUGGAUUCGGACAUCCAGGAGAUUACUGAGCAGAUCCAUCGGCUCCUGCUACAGCCGGUCCAUAACAGUGGCUCCAGUGGUUACGGUAGUCUGAACAGAAAUGAUCUCGUGGGCAUGAGCUCCUCCAGCGAGAGCCUCAACAACUGCAGCGGGAGCAAGAUCCGACCAAAGGAGGAGGAGGAGGAGGAAGUGGAGGAAGUGGAGGAAGUGGAGGAACUGGAGGAACUGGAAGUGGAAGUGGAAGUGGAAGUGGAGGAACUGGAAGUGAGAGCCAGAACGCGAACCUUUCAAGAAAUCUGUAAAGGAAUCCACCUUCAGAAGACCCAGGAGCAUCAAACAACCAAACAUGACAUCAGGAAAAGCAGUAGCAUAGAGUCGAUCCAGAAGAGCUCAACGGUGGUGCGGUCCAAAGACUCAGCAGCUCCCCUCCACUGGAAGGUGACCGGGGCCCCGAUGGAGGAGAGUAGGUCCUCUACCCAGGAGGAGACGGCCUUCAAUGAUCCGAGCGUCUCCUCCUACCAGCAGAUCAGCUGUCUGGACAGCGUUGUCAGGUACUUGGAGAGCUGCAAUGUUCCCAUCACAAUGAAGAGGAAGUGCCAGUCUUCCUCAAACACCACGUCCUCUUACUCGGACGAGGACAAACGCAGAGGGCCUCACCGCAUGCAGAUGCCUGAAGAACCAGCCUUGUUGAAGGAUCAGUCUGCUCUCUCCGCUUUGGAUGAUCGAGACAAAACGUCCAGUGACGCGGCCACAGCAGCGGGGGGCACUUCGCUGCCCCUGCCUGUACCUAACAAACCAGAAAGCGUGGUGUCCAUAACCAGCCAGUGUAGCUACAGUAGCACCAUAGUGCAUGUUGGGGACAAGAAAACUCAACCAGAGUCAGAGAUCAUAGAGGAUGUCCGAGGAACAAGAGAGCCGGUAGAAUGCAGCCAGAGCUCCAGGGCUCCUCUUUCUGUUGUUUCACCUCCUAGUCAGGAGAGGGAGUCCUACAAGAAAUUGGGGUUGACCAAGCAGGUUUUGGCGGCCCACACGCAGAAGGAGGAGCAGACCUUCCUGUAUCACGUCCGAGAGCUCCGAGGACUCACAGCGCUCAAAGAAAACUGUUCUCAGUACCUGGAGCGUCAGAGAGAGCAGAUCGCCAGCGACGCUGCACCUGCUGCUCAAUCCUUCAAGCAGGGCGGGCCGACUGCAGAGCGCCACGCGCGGCGAGGCACGCGGCACAGGAAGACCAAGUCGAAGCGAGCGAAGCAGACGGAGUCCUCCGACAGCACAGUGUCCCAUCACAGACAACACCAUGUGCGGCCUCGUCUUCUGAACCACGGCCUGAACCCAACCUCUUGGUCUCGCUCUGACACCUCACAGUCGACCUUUCCCAUGGCCUACCCCUCCGUGAUGCCAGGCUACCCCCUACAGGUUUACCCCACAGCCAGUGCCAUAGCGCCCCGCACGGACGCCACUCUGCCACUCUUUGGGGACAAUCAGGGCACCCAGGCCCCUCCCUGUGCCCCGCCCAUUCAUCCUGCUCCCUAUCCCACCCCGAUGGUCGCCCCCAUUAUGGCCCUAAUGUUGCCCAUGCCCUACCCUCCGAUGGCCCCCGGACUGCCUCCUCCACAGCCAGUGUACCACGCCGCGCCUGGUGGCUUCUCUGCCCAGUUGCAGCCAUUCGGUCAGGCGGCCUAUCCAGGACCGGUCCCCUUCACGCCGCCACCUCCCUUCAGUGUUCAGAACCAGUUCAACCCGCAGAACCACUUUGCCCUUCAAGCAGACUACCUGACCCCGUCGUUCUACUUCCCUCCAUCCUUGGAAACCUCGAUGCCCCCCGUGAUGGAGGGCCAGUCUUGCGCCUCUAUGCCUCAGUCAGGAGGAGGCGGCGGCGGCCCGGCGUCUCCACCCCUCUUCCAGUCCCGCUGCAGCACACCCCUCAACCUGCUGGACUUGGAGCUGUCUGUGGACCGACAGGACAGCACAGUGCUCUCUUCUGGAGGACAAGGGAAUAAUGCAGCUGAAAGGGAGAAAAGAGCAAAUGGCAACCAGGCCAUGGAGAGGGAGCUGAAGCCGCCGUCUGUCAGUCUCCUCGGUCCACCCUUGUAUUGCGAGGGCUCGCCCCGUGUCUGUGAGCGCUUGUCUUGGGACAAAGUGUGCUCUCGGCUGAGGGCUCGCAGCAAAGAGGCAAGUUCACGCGGCGACGGGAACAACAGUGACGCAAACUCUUUGUCCAGCGGCAUGUUGGACAUUAUUCUCCACGAGGACUCCUGCUCGGGUACCGGCUCAGCCACCUCGGGGUCCAUCGGCUCAGGGUCCAACGGCGGGACGUCCAACAGCGGGACGUCCAACAGCGGGACGUCUAAAAGCCGGACGUCAGCCAGUGGAACCUCCGGCAGUGGAACAGGAAGCAACAACAGUAGUAACUACUUUGGCAGCGUGGACUCCUCCCAGAACAGCAAGAAGGUCAAAGGUCACUCGAGCGGCAGCAAGGGAAGGCCUGUGGAGAUGGACCAGAGAGAACACGUACCACUGCAGGACCCGCUGUGGCUGCUCACCGCCAACACAGACGACAAGGUCAUGAUGACCUAUGAGUUGCCCUCGCGUGACAUCCAAAGAGUGCUCAGAGAGGACCAAGAGCAGCUGAGGCUGCUGCAGAAGAAUCAGCCGCGUUUUUCAGAGGAGCAGAAGAAGGAACUGAUGCAGGUCCACCCCUGGAUUAAGAAGGGGGGUCUUCCCAAGGCGAUAGACAUCAAGGUGUGCUCCUGUUGUGACGGCGCCUCAGGGGAAGUGGCUGCAGUGGCGGAGGAUCAGCGAGACCUGGACAUCGGUGACACGGAGACGGGGGAGGUCGGCUGCCAGCGGCGGCCCAGAGAGGAACCCUCUCACGCUCUCUCAUGAGUGAGACUCCUCCAAAUGACUUGCUGGUGUUGCAUUUAGUCACUGAAAGGAAAGUGCAAAAUAUAGACAUGCUCCUGCAGCAAAGAGCAGGCACGUACUCACCAGCAAUGGCUGCAGCCUAUAUCGCCCCAUCCGUCCCCAGUUGGAAACCAACUCCUCACUCAAGUAAAAGUAGCAAAAAAGACAAAUCCAUUCGAUGCAAAAAGUACAAUAUCUCCCUCGGAGAUGAAGUGAUAAGUCCAUACGUUACUGAUCCUUAGUCAUGAUGGAGGGGGAAACCCUUUGAGACUGCACUGUGAAGUUGUAUUGUUUCUGAGAAUGUAUCAUUACACAUUUCCAUUUUUCGAGCCGCCUGUGCCUAAUGUGCCUAAUGUACCUAAUGCAGCAGUUUUUCAUUCUUUAUGAAUAUUUCCAUGCAGCAUUUGUAUCGGUACCAGCUGUGAAACUCGCCUCAUUUAAAGAAACUGUUUAUUGGAUGCAUUUCAAUGUGUGUGUGUGUGUGUGUGUGUGUGUGUGUGUGUGUGUGUGUGUCUGUAACUGCCUUUGACUCUGAGCAUAUUUCUCUAUAUAUUUUUAUGUACACCGAUUGUUUCUGUGUGAAGAGAUUUCUGUUUUUUUUUAAAUUUAUUUAUGAAAAAUGCGUCUUUACAAAAGAAAAAACGAAGCGGGACCAAGAUUAUUAAUGCAAAUCCUCUUCUUUUUUUUAAAUGAGAUCGUUAGGACAAAUCCCACCCUGGACUGGAGCUUAUUGUGAGUGAUAAACAUAAAAUGAGGAGAAUAUUGAUGUUUCCCCAGUUUUGAAAGUGUGCGACAUAACACUUGAAAUGUCCUGAUGUUGCCCCUCAUAAAUAUGGGAAAGAGCCCCCUGAGCAUCCUGUGGAAGUGUCUGAAGCUCAUUACCGUUUUGUGUGGUCACCUCAGAAGUCGAAGUUUAGGGUUAUUGCACUGGUAUAAAGCAGUGUGGAGAGCUUUCCUUCACUUUGAAGCUGUAUGACGUCAUGUGCGCUCCUCGGCCACGUGGAACAUUUUCCUGAAUUUGUAAUUUGUCUUCCUGUGAGACGCUGACAACAAUGCACCUUAUUUUAUU